AUGUCCAGACACUUGAACGUCUCAAGAAACCGUCCUCAGCAGCAUCCCGAGAUGAACCAAGAGGGGGAAUCACAGAAGGAGGAUACUCAGGCCAGCCCCAACACACAGCAAGACCUUGCUGCUCUUUAUGAAAAAUUCUACCAAUUGAUCAUCAUGAUGAGCAAAGCUGUUUUAGACAUACGUGAGAAAGAAAUGGAGUUAAAACUCGAACCAGAUGAACAAGCAAAGCAAACAAUCAAGAUCUUAACAGAUGCAAUGGUGUUGAUGAGUAGAAAGAUGCCUCCGCCUUCAGGUAGAACGCAACACCAACAAGAGCAGCAGCAAGACCAGCAAGACCUCAAGGAUGCACAGAUUUGUGAAUUGUGCGAGAUGGCGUGGAAGGCCGCUGAAAGCAGAUUUGGACUGGAGCAAUUGAGCCAGACAAAUGAUGAGGAUUCUCUUCCACUGGGGAAAUCUGUGCCUACUUCAAAAGAAGUGGUGGUUGAUGAACAACAAAAGCUAAAAGAAAGUGCUUGUCCUCAACAAUAUUCAUGCAAAAGAUCUGGACUAUUACAAGCCAACGAAAGAUCUACUUUUUCGGUUCUUCCAAAGCUACGUUGCAUUGUGUUUCCACGCAUAGAACUAUUCGGUGCUCAGUACACCUUCACAGAGGUUAUGCUACCAUUGCAUAAGGACAAAACAACGAAUGCGGAUGAUUGUGGAAUAUACACAAUGCACCACAUGAAGCGGUAUGAUGGUGGUGAGUACGAGGAUGGUACUACUUUGGAUUUCAAAACAGGAAACAUCAAAGAGUGCCGGUGGAAAUACAUGAUAAAAAUCCUUACUACAAUGACAGAAAAAUCCCAGAAAAAUUCUCGAAGCAAUGCACCAGUUCUAUACAAAUACUGCUGA
This is a messenger RNA of Oldenlandia corymbosa var. corymbosa, 891 nucleotides long. NCBI's taxonomy places the organism in Eukaryota, Viridiplantae, Streptophyta, Magnoliopsida, Gentianales, Rubiaceae. The record is from the annotation of a GenBank genome assembly.